UAUCUUAGCAACAGUGUGCAACAACCGUGAAGACAAAUGCAAGGUUAUUCAUUAUGAUUUUCAGAAAAUUACAGUCGGUAUGUUAACUGAAAUUGAAAGUAGGAAUUUAAACCGCAUUGUUGAUCCAUAUAUUAAUAUUAAAUGUAAAACAGAAAGCGAUAAACUGAAAGUGGAUCUUAAAUAGUGUCGAGUAGUAUGUUAUGAAAUAAGAAAUAUUUUUACUGAAAAGUUUUUGUUCAGACAUGGGUUAUUACAGAACAGCAGGUAUUCAGUGCAAUGAUAGUUAAGUGUAUUUUUAUAUAAACAAUAAGAGCAACAAAGAAAAACAUAUCAGUUUUCAGUAAAACACGCAAUGAGUGGGUCCACUAUGUCAUCAAAACCAUUGAUAAUAAAGAACGGUAGUCAUCACACUUGCAACAGUGAUGUUGGAUCAUGUGAGAUUAAAAUACAAGAAAGCGAUAAGAAAGAUGAUGGCUUCCAGCCACAGGACCAGAUACCUUGUCAGUAUAUGGACAAACCUGAACUAAUUCAAAGUUUCAGGAGCUUGAAAAAAUUAUUUCUGCUUUUGGCAACUUUAAAUAUGUUACUUAUCAUUGCCUGUUUUGUCUUAGUCAUUCAUAAGGAAUCAGAAUGUACAAGAAAAUCAGCAGAUUCUGUGAAGAUGGUUGAAGACGUGAAGACGAUCGUUCAAGAAAAUCUUUUAUCAAGUAAUUCUCUGAAUAUCGUACGGAAACAUAUUUUCUGUGCAUCAUGUGACGCUGUACGAGAUGUUAUGCCGCACUUUUUCGAGUCCGUUGACAACAACAGAUGCUGUAUUGAAAAUAUAUCAACCUUACUUCGACUUCUGAAAUAUAUUCUUUUAAAGAACUUGAAUGAAUACAAUUCGGAAGUAAGAAAUUUAAAGUCAAGUAUUGAAGAUUUGAAAGAAGACACUAACAUUUUAGAGAAUGCUUUGUUCAGCUCAAACAAAACAAAUGUGACAGAGGGAACAGAUUAUGACAUUCGGAGAGAAACUGUUAUGUGGUCUACAAUACAGAAAAACAACCAGCUUAUAAACACUGUGCUGAAUCAUAGGCGCUCGGCACUGCAUUUGUCAGGAACAGCUGGUGAAACUAGUAUCCAUUGGUCAGAAGAGGUGCAAUCAGGCGACUUGUCGUACGACGACGGUGGCAUUCAUGUGAGAAGUGGAGGGAAAUAUUUCAUCUACAGCAGCAUUCAUUUCUCAAAAAAAGUUUGCGACGGAACAGAAAACUUCGGGUACAGUAUCGAUCAAGAAUACAGUCCAGGAGAAUUUAUACCAAUUGCUCGAGUUGAAAAGCACUGUGCAACUAGCCGAAGUAUAGAUACAGGUUUACUCGCGCAAAGUGUUUUACAAGUUGACCUUGGACAGCAUGGAACACUAAGAAUACAGUACGAUAGAAACAAUCAGGAGUUUAUAGCAAAAGAGAAUAAGCUGCACACCAUUAUCGUUUUUGAAAUUUGAUAUGACAGAAAAAUAUUGUAUAUACUUGAGAGAUUGGAAUUCAAGUGGAAACAUUGUUUUCUUGUUUCAUGUAUAACUAAUGCAUGUAAUUACAAAAAAAUAUGUAAUUUGUUUUAUGUAUAACUAAUACGUGUAUUUACAAAAGAGUAUAUAAUUGUUUGAUUUUUGUGUUUAUGCACCAUUUGUAAUGCGAAUGUAUAUCAAAAUUACAUAUAUUUCUAUACAGGUAUAAAAAAACGUGUUGUAUCAUUGUUUCAUUACUGAUUGUACAUCACAGUAAUCAGUUCAUAUUCUCUAUUUAAAACAAAAUACUGUUUACUGCUUUUCGGACUAAAGAGUCGCUGUGUAUACGUCUUAGCAAAAGUAAAAUAAUAUAUCUACUUAUCAAUACCUGAAUUCAACAUUUUAUCGUUAGCAGAUUACAAUGAAAACUCUCUGAAAAAGCUUAUAUUCCUUACACCAAGCAAUGGGAAAGCAACGCUAAUGCAAAGAAGAUUCGCUUCAACACAGGUAAAUACAAUAAGUUGAAUGAACUUGUGUUGGAAUGGUUCUGCAUGGUCCGUUCAAAGAACAUCCCAAUGUCUGGUCCGUUGAUUCAGGAGAAAGCAUCGGAGUACGAGAAGGAACUUCAACUGUCCGAAUUCAAGGCUUCAAAUGGCUGGCUUCACAGUUGGAAAAAUUCUUACAAUGUGAAAGGAUAUAAAGUGUGUGGUGAAAGUGGUGGUGUAAACAGUGAAAGUGUCAACGAUUAUAAGAAAUGAAUUCCGGAAAUAAUAAGUGGUUACGACAAAUACGAUAUCUUUAAUUGGGAUGAAACAGGACUCUACUACAGAGCUUUACCGGAUAAAAUACUAUCUGUAGGACUGUAAGGGUCAGAGUGGCACGAAAGUGGCAAAAGAUAGAGUGUCAUGUUUGCCCACAGUGCAUCUGGAGAGAAAUUGAAACCGCUAAUGAUGACGUGCCCUUGGCAACACUGGUUGCUAGGUUUUCUGUGUCGAUGGAGGAUAUUCAUUAUAUUGACGAUGGAGCAGAGACUGCGGAAUCUGGAUCAGAGGACUGGGAGAAAAACUUAUAAAUCCUCACACGCUACAGAUGAUUCUGUUAUUGACGGUGACACAGAUGACGUUUGUAUUCCUGAUACGCCAAUGCCUGGAGCUGAAAUGACUUAUUCAGACGUGUUAAUCAUGGCAAUUAAACUGAAAAACUUUGCUCAGGAAAAUGACUCUAGUUUGCUGGAACUUGCGGAAGAUCUCAAGUUAAGAACUGAAUCAAUGAAAUGCUGACAAGCACAAACAAAACUAGAUUCAUUUCUUUUGUGUGAAAAGUAGAGAUCUUUACAGUGGCAUUAAUUACAUGACAUAUGAAAAGAAAUAGAUGUAUUCUAUGAAAGCUCUUGAUAAUGUGCUUUAUAAGUUAUCAUGAUAUUUGAAUGAAAUCUUUUUCGUAUUACAGUACUACAUGUAUAAUACAUGCACUAUUUUCGAUUCCACAUAUACAUUAUAUACUAAAUGUAUUUACUGCUUUAUGCAUAAAUAGUUUUGCUUUUUAUAUAAUGUUUGAAAGCAUUUUUGUUUGUAAAUAUUAAAAAUGAUAACAUAA
Molecule: messenger RNA, 3082 nt
Organism: Mercenaria mercenaria
Lineage: Eukaryota; Metazoa; Mollusca; Bivalvia; Venerida; Veneridae
Exons: 6
Coding region: 353-1483 (376 amino acids)
Molecular function (GO): protein binding
Source: RefSeq, a predicted model, not a curated record